Molecule: messenger RNA, 4151 nt
Organism: Bradysia coprophila
Lineage: Eukaryota; Metazoa; Arthropoda; Insecta; Diptera; Sciaridae
Gene: Cul3
Product: cullin 3
Biological process (GO): ubiquitin-dependent protein catabolic process
Cellular component (GO): cullin-RING ubiquitin ligase complex
Molecular function (GO): ubiquitin protein ligase binding
Source: RefSeq, a predicted model, not a curated record
AUCUCCCUGUACCUUUUAAUAUUUUAAUUUAAUGCAUUGAAACGAUCUGGAAUUUUGUCACUUCUUUCGUUGAACAAUUAUUUCCUGUAAAACACAUUUGCAUAAAAAUAACACGAAAAUCAGCCUUACCAUUUCGUUUCUGCGAUUCGAUUAAUUUGAUAUACGGAAAGAGCGUUGAAAUUAUCAGAAAGUAGAUGUGAAACACUUUGGAUUUCGUGGUGAAAGUGAACUUCUAUCUCUCAUCGCCACUCUAUUAAAUCGCAAGUGUAUUAAAUUUUCGUGAAUGAUUCUGUUAAUUUUCUGUUGGUAAAAGAAGAAAAAAAAACUUUUUUUAUCGUGAAAAUAUUUCCAUUUUAACAUUUUCGCAACGGUUUGUGUUUUGUGUGCGACUGUAACAAAAAGAAGAGACAAACGAAAAUUUAGAUUCGUUUUUUGUGUUUGCUAUUUAAUUUGCCUUUGUGCAAAGAAUCCUACAUGUCAUUACAUUUUCACUUUUGGAUUUUCCAUCAUGUGUUAGAACUUGAUAAUAAAACAACACAAAAACCGUGAACGUUUUGUUUAGUGAAAGGCAGAGAUCCCGAAUCAGAACACAAUAAUUGCGCGAUAUAAACACUGAAUACACCCAGUACACCCACAAUCGUGGCAGUGGAAACAACUUUGAUAGGAACCGGAUUCAUUUAAAUAGCAAAAAUGAAUCGUCCAGCUGCAGUGAAAAAGGAUAAGAUGCGGAUUCGAGCGUUUCCGAUGAACAUGGAUGAAAAGUAUGUGGAGUCAAUAUGGGCGCUGCUGAAGAAUGCGAUCCAAGAGAUUCAGAAGAAAAACAAUUCGGGUUUGUCGUUCGAAGAACUGUACAGAAAUGCAUACACAAUGGUUUUGCACAAGCACGGCGAACGUUUGUACACAGGAUUGAAGGAAGUCGUUACACAUCAUUUGGAAACAAAAAUUCGGGAGGACGUGUUGAGAUGCUUGAACAACAACUUUUUGCAAACGUUGAAUCAGGCUUGGAACGAUCACCAGACAUCAAUGGUUAUGAUCAGAGACAUUCUGAUGUACAUGGAUCGCGUUUACGUGCAACAAAACGAAGUAGACAACGUUUACAAUUUAGGAUUGAUCAUAUUCAGAGACCAGGUGGUCCGAUACGGCCGGAUUCGGGAUCAUUUGCGCGAAACGCUGUUGGAAAUGGUAAUGUUGGAACGUCGUGGCGAAGUGAUCGAUCAUCUGGCUAUCAAAAACGCAUGCCAAAUGUUAAUCAUCUUGGGCAUUGAAAAUCGAUGGGUCUAUGAGGAGGACUUUGAACGGCCGUUCUUGACACAGUCAGCUGCAUUCUACAAAAUGGAAGCACAGAAAUUUCUGGCCGAAAACAAUGCGAGCAUUUACAUAAAGAAAGUGGAGUCGCGCAUCAUCGAAGAAUCGGAUCGUGCCAAACUGUAUUUGGAUGCCGAAACGGAGCCACGAAUUGUGCAAGUGGUCGAAGACGAACUGAUCAAAAAGCAUAUGCGGUCAAUAGUCGAAAUGGAAAACAGCGGCGUCGUGCACAUGAUCAAGAACACAAAAACCGAGGACAUCGCAUGCAUUUACAAGCUGUUCUCGCGGCUCAAGUACGACGGUUUGCGAACGGUCGCUGACUGUGUGUCGGCCUAUUUGCGCGAACAGGGCAAGAUGCUGGUGAAGGAGGAAGAGAACGGAACGAAUCCAAUCACUUUCGUACAGAAUCUGUUGGACUUGAAAGACCGGUUCGAUCAUUUCCUGCAGGAUUCGUUCAACAAUGACAAAAUAUUCAAAAAUAUGAUUUCGUCCGAUUUUGAACAUUUUUUGAAUUUGAACAGCAAAUCGCCGGAGUAUCUGUCGCUGUUCAUCGAUGACAAAUUGAAGAAAGGCGGUCGUGGGAUGAGCGAACAAGAAAUCGAAACAGUUCUCGACAAAACGAUGGUACUGUUUCGUUAUCUGCUGGAAAAGGAUGUUUUCGAACGCUACUACAAAACACACUUGGCCAAACGUCUACUGCUAAACAAAUCUGUGUCCGAUGAUUCUGAGAAAAAUAUGAUCUCAAAACUAAAGACUGAAUGUGGAUGUCAAUUCACUUCCAAAUUAGAAGGAAUGUUUAAGGAUAUGUCCGUAUCGAAUACGAUCAUGGACGAAUUCAAAAUCCAUGUGAAUGCACACAACAUUUCGUUGAGCGGCGUUGAUUUGACAGUGCGUAUAUUGACAACCGGUUUCUGGCCCACACAAACAGCUACUCCCAACUGUACAAUUCCCCCGAUGUCACGCGCAGCAUUCGACACAUUCAAAAAGUUUUAUCUGGCAAAACAUUCGGGACGACAACUGACACUACAGCCUCAAAUGGGAACGGCAUACAUAAAUGCCGUGUUUUAUGGCAGCAAGAGUAGCGAGUGUGACAAGGAUGACGGACCCAGUUCGAGCUCCAAUACGCUAGGUGUACCAACAACAACUAGGAAACACAUUUUACAAGUUUCGACGUACCAAAUGUGCAUUCUGAUGCUUUUCAACAACCGUGAAUGUUUAUCAUACGAGGACAUUCAACAGGAGACGGGUAUUCCGGAGAAGGAAUUACUCCGAGCGAUGCAAUCGUUGUCAAUGGGAAAAGCAACACAACGGCUGUUGGUGCUGAUGAAGCCGAGCAACGCUAAAAAACAGAAAGACAUAAAAAUUGAGCCAACCGACGAGUUCAAAGUGAACGAUGCAUUCGUUUCGAAAUUGCAUAGGUUUGUGUUGUGUGACUGUGUCGCGGAAUUGGUUGCUUUGAUUUGGUCCGUCUUUUUUAGAGUGAAAAUCCAAACAGUUGCGGCUAAGGGUGAAUCAGAGCCGGAACGGAAAGAGACUCGUAGCAAGGUGGACGAGGAUAGGAAGCAUGAAAUUGAAGCAGCAAUUGUUCGUAUAAUGAAAUCGCGUAAACGAAUGUCGCACAAUUUACUAGUAUCUGAUGUAACAACGCAGCUGCGUAGUCGCUUUUUGCCGUCACCUGUCGUCAUUAAGAAGCGAAUCGAAGGGCUCAUCGAACGUGAGUAUUUGGCACGUACACCCGAAGAUAGAAAAAUUUAUGUUUAUUUGGCUUAAUUGAAAAAAAAAACGAAAGAAAGGAAAGUGGAGAUGAUUGAAACGAACAGAAAAUAAUUAAAUUAAACAAAAAAAAUAUAAAAAAACCAAAUUUAUAAAAGCAAAAAUGGAUCAGAGUUAAAUAAAACAAAAAAAAAAUGAAAUAAAAUGAAAUGGAGAAACCUUGAAAGAAAGAGAGAGAAUUUAAACAUAAAACAAAAAUUACGCAAGUGAAGAAACAACGUUUUUUUUCGUUUUUUUAAAUUUCUUUUAAAAAUUUUAUUUUCAUCUAAAGCUUUGCGUUUCGUUUUACAUUGGAAUUCUCGCUGUAACUUUGUCGUUGUUGGCAAUAUAAAUAUGUAAAUUACAAUAAAACGAAUUCAAUUAACAAAUCCCAUUUCACUUGAGUGAGAACAUAAUUUUCCACCGGAACGCCAUUCAGUGAAUAUCAGUGAACCAUAUUAGACGAAGAUGCCGCAAACGGUACAUCUCUCCUCCAUUUGUCUCGUUAUGUUUUCGACAUUCCUUUAUUUUAAUCUAAUGGAUCGAAACGACACAUCAACCCAAUGUCUCUUACCAGUGAUAUCUCAAUUGUGGGCAUAUUGUGUGGUGAUGUGGCUCAUUAAACUAAACGCCAGACAAGUUUUCACAGUGGGCCUCUGUUUGUUUCAAUCGGCGUAUUAGUUCCACAUGCAGAGACGUACCCUUCUCUUUCCAUUUCUUCCAUUCCAAACGGACGUAUGAGUGAUAUGACUCCUUUACGUUUCGUUUGUUGAAAACAUGUAAAACAAAUUGGAGCGGAUAAAACGGGAGAACGUUGACCACGUAAAAAGUUAAUUUUAAGUUUUGAUUAGUUCCUUCGUUUUUUCCUUAAUUUCUUUUGGUUUAGUCAAGAUGAACCUCAGAUCUUCUUGGAUGGGAGUGAGAAGUAAAUCGCUGGCUAUUUAACGGCUAAAUUAUGCUCUAACGCAAGUUGCUUAAGUUGUCAGAAUAAAAAAUUUUGUGCAAAGUUUCAUUGUCAAUUUUUGUGUGGAGAAAUAAUGGAGAAAUUGAUCCGAACAGAGGUGAUCACAAAAAUAAAAAUUCUUUAUCUGAAA